AUUUUCUUAUUUCUGCCAAUUAUAUAUAUAUAUACGAUUUCAAUUGCAACAGAACUCAUCAAUAAAAUUAUUACAUAAUAAGUUCAUCCAAUAAUUCUAAUUAAUGGCACAUUAUGGGGAUAACAGAGGAGGGGCUAAUUGGACAAGUUCAGCCAAUUCGGUAUACGAAGAUAUUGAACCUUCCUUCGGCUGGAUAGAGGAUAUGGAAAACCAUUAUCUUCUUAUUGAUCUCCCUGGGUUCAAAAGGGAGGAGGUGAAGCUUCAAGUUGAUAAAUUUGGCAAUAUAACGGUAAGUGGAGAAAGGAAGGUAGGCGAAUAUAAAUUUAUUCGCUUUCAAAAAUCAACGAAAGCACCUGAAAAGUCGAAAAUUGAGGAUACCAGUGCGAGGCUUGAUGAUGGGAUUCUGUAUGUGAUCAUACCAAAAGAAUUACCAGAAAACAAUGAACGCGACGAGGCAGCAAUUGCUAGCUCUGGUCAUGAAGAGAAUCAACAAGAGGAAAUAGAAAGUUCGAAAGGUCAUGAUACAGAGCAAAAAGAAAAUGAUAAAGAGGGAUUGAGUGAGGACGAAGAAUUUCACGAUGCAAAAAUGGCGAAGAAAUGGCACGAGGUUUAUCUAGUGGCAGCAGGAAAAGAAAUUCUGAGGAAGAACAAAACAAUUGUAAUUACAGCAUUGCUAGCAUUUUCUUUCGGGGUUUUCGUUUCUCAGAAAUAUCAGUCAAGUAAAAUCGAUUAAGCUUCAUGACAAGUAUUUCAACCAUUAUCAUGUGACCAAUAAUUCAAUUACUUAUGUACAUAACAUAUUCAACGUGCAAUGAACAUCAAGUGAACCUACAAAAUAAGUUUGUUGUUCAAAACCAUCAUUUCGUUAUAAGAAAAUUGCAUUUCGAAAAUGUAGUGCACUUUACAAAAGUAAGCAGAAAUAUUGGCAUAACAACUUUAUAGGACAAAGCAACAAAUAUCCAAUUCAA
This is a messenger RNA of Solanum dulcamara, 968 nucleotides long. Its product is annotated as 17.6 kDa class I heat shock protein-like. The transcript is spliced from 2 exons. The record is from RefSeq and is a predicted model, not a curated record. NCBI's taxonomy places the organism in Eukaryota, Viridiplantae, Streptophyta, Magnoliopsida, Solanales, Solanaceae. Bases 104 to 733 code for a protein of 209 amino acids. Gene Ontology annotation, biological process: protein folding; response to heat; response to salt stress.